Polyodon spathula (Mississippi paddlefish) is the source of this 4436-nucleotide messenger RNA. Its product is annotated as importin-7-like. The record is from RefSeq and is a predicted model, not a curated record. Gene Ontology annotation, molecular function: small GTPase binding. Gene Ontology annotation, biological process: protein import into nucleus. Bases 118 to 3009 code for a protein of 963 amino acids. Gene Ontology annotation, cellular component: cytosol; nuclear envelope. NCBI's taxonomy places the organism in Eukaryota, Metazoa, Chordata, Actinopteri, Acipenseriformes, Polyodontidae. The transcript has 24 exons.
UGUGGUCGCUUCUUCCUUUCGCGCUGGUUGCUGGAGAACAGCGCGUCCAUGUGCGCAUCGACUUGGACUUCUUAGUCAAAAGAAUCUACUGAAACCGAGCCAUAACCAAACCAGGACAUGGAUGCCAACAGUCUGAUCGAAGCCCUUCGGGGCACCAUGGACCCGAAUCUGCGGGAGGCCGCCGAGAGGCAGUUGAGUGAGGGCCAUAAACAGGUGAACUUUGUCUCCACUUUGCUUCAGCUCACAAUGUCCGAACAACUGGACCUUCCGGUGAGGCAAGCAGGGGUAAUUUACUUGAAGAACAUGGUUACCCAGUACUGGCAUGAGGGUGAAGGGACAGGUGCUGGAGAGGUCCCUGGCUUUACCAUCCCAGAAGAGGACCGCCAGUGUAUCCGUGACAACAUUGUGGAGGCCAUCAUGCAUUCACCUGAGCUCAUAAGGGUGCAGCUCACUACCUGUAUUCAUCACAUGAUUAAACAUGAUUACCCCAACAAAUGGACUGCAAUCUUAAAUGGACUGCUCUUGCAGUACAACCUCCCCAUGGAGCUCAUCAACCAGCAGAGCCUGACUGAGUGGAUGGAGAUCCUGAAGACUGUGGUGGACAGAGAUGUUCCUGCGGAAACACUGCAGGUGGAUGAGGACGACAGGCCUGAGCUGCCCUGGUGGAAAUGCAAAAAAUGGGCCCUGCACAUCCUGGCUCGGAUUUUCGAAAGGUACGGAAGCCCAGGCAAUGUUUCUAAGGAUUACACAGAGUUUGCUGAAUUGUUCCUCAAGGGAUAUGCUGUUUCUGCUCAACAGGUUUUAUUGAAGGUCUUGUAUCAGUACAAAGAAAAGCACUAUGUAGCUCCCAGGGUACUCCAGCAGACCCUCAACUAUAUCAACCAGGGGGUUGCACAUGCACUUACAUGGAAGAACCUGAAGCCUCAUAUCCAGGGAAUCAUUCAGGACGUGGUUUUCCCUCUGAUGUGUUACACAGACACCGAUGAGGAGCUCUGGCAGGAAGAUCCAUAUGAAUACAUCCGCAUGAAGUUUGAUGUUUUUGAAGACUUCAUCUCUCCGACAACUGCUGCACAGACCCUACUGUUUACUGCAUGUAGUAAGAGAAAAGAGGUUCUGCAGAAAACCAUGGGCUACUGCUAUCAGAUCUUAACAGAACCCACUGCUGAUCCACGCAAAAAGGAUGGCGCUUUGCAUAUGAUCGGAUCCUUAGCUGAAGUUUUAUUAAAGAAAAAGAUCUACAAAGAUCAGAUGGAGUUCAUGCUGCAGAACCACGUGUUCCCCCUGUUCAGUAGUGAGCUGGGAUACAUGAGAGCGAGGGCCUGUUGGGUCCUUCACUAUUUCUGUGAAGUGAAGUUCAAGCUCGACCAGAAUCUGCAGACAGCCCUGGAGCUGACAAGACGCUGCCUGAUCGACGAUAAAGAAAUGCCUGUGAAAGUCGAGGCUGCUAUAGCUCUUCAGGUUCUCAUCAGUAACCAGGAAAAAGCCAAGGAGUACAUCACCCCCUUCAUCAGGCCUGUGAUGCAGGCGCUCCUCCAUAUUGUCCGUGAGACGGAGAACGAUGACCUCACCAAUGUCAUCCAAAAGAUGAUCUGUGAAUACAGUGAGGAGGUCACCCCCAUCGCAGUGGAGAUGACCCAGCACCUGGCAAUGACAUUUAACCAGGUGAUUCAGACGGGUCCUGACGAGGAGGGGGGUGAUGACAAGGCAGUGACAGCCAUGGGCAUCCUGAACACCAUCGACACACUGCUCAGCGUGGUGGAAGACCACAAAGAGAUCACACAACAGCUAGAAGGAAUCUGUCUUCAAGUGAUUGGUACAGUUUUACAGCAGCACGUUUUGGAGUUCUACGAGGAGAUCCUGUCUCUGGCUCACAGUCUGACAUGUCAGCAGGUGUCGCCACAGAUGUGGCAGCUUUUACCACUCGUCUUUGAGGUCUUCCAACAGGACGGCUUUGAUUACUAUACAGAUAUGAUGCCUCUCUUGCAUAACUACAUUACAGUUGAUACAGACACCCUUUUGUCUGAUACCAAAUAUCUUGAAAUGAUCUACAGUAUGUGCAAAAAGAUCCUGACCGGCGAUGCAGGGGAAGAUGCUGAGUGUCAUGCAGCUAAACUGUUAGAAGUAAUCAUCCUUCAGUGCAAAGGGCGUGGCAUUGACCAGGUUGUUCCCCUCUUCGUGGAAGCGGCUCUGGAGAGGCUGACCAGGGAAGUGAAGACGAGUGAGCUGAGAACCAUGUGCCUGCAGGUAGCCAUCGCUGCUCUGUACUACAGCCCUCCUCUGCUUCUCACCACCCUGGAGAACCUGCGCUUUCCCAACAACACCGAACCAAUCACCAACCACUUCAUCACCCAGUGGCUCAAUGACGUCGACUGCUUCCUAGGCCUCCACGACCGGAAGAUGUGUGUGCUGGGCCUGUGUGCUCUGAUGGAUCUGGAGCAGCGGCCACAGGUGGUGAACCAGGUAGCCGGGCAGCUGCUGCCUGCCACCAUCCUCCUGUUCAACGGGCUGAAGAGAGCCUACGCCUGCCGAGCCGAGCACGAGAACGAUGAGGAUGAUGACGAAGAUGGAGAGGAAGACGAGGAAAACGAAGAACUGGGUAGUGAUGAAGAUGACAUUGAUGAGGAAGGUCAGGAGUAUCUGGAGAUGCUGGCGAAGCAGGCGGGCGAGGACGGGGAUGAUGAGGACUGGGAGGAUGACGAUGCAGAGGAGACGGCUCUCGAGGGCUACACCACUUUAGUGGACGACGAAGAUAACCUUGUGGACGAGUAUCAGAUUUUCAAAGUCAUCAUGCAAAAUCUCCAGACUCGUGACCCAGGGUGGUACCAAGCUCUUACACAGACUCUAAAUGAAGAACAAGCAAAACAGUUACAAGACAUUGGGACUUUGGCAGAUCAAAGACAGGCAGCCCAUGAGUCUAAAAUGAUUGAAAAGCAUGGAGGAUAUAAGUUUACUGCGCCGGUUGUGCCAAACAACUUCAAUUUUGGAGGCAGUGCCCCAGGAAUGAAUUGAGUCCUCACCCCAUCCUUUUCUAACUCUGACUGAUUGUAGUGAAAAAGCUUGUGGUGUUCCCUCAAGUAGAGGUUCCAGUACUGGUUCUUCUGACCCACUCUUCGAUUUAAACCAACUUUAUAUGCUGUAAUGAAUUGGACACUGGGGGGGGGGCAGAAGAUGUGGGAAAGCAACCAAUGUGACAUGACUGGGGAAAAUAAACCAAGAUCAUCUUGAACCUCAAAAUCAAGCUCUAAAACAUUAUAUUAUGGAAGUCCAAAUUCUGGAGGGGGUGUCAUGACGGCAGCUUUUUCUUCCACAGGAAACUAAUGUGGGCAAGGAAAUCCUUGACAACAGGACAAUAUUGAAAUGUCCCACAAGUGUCACAGUACAGGCUAGAAGGCCACUCUUAAAUUACACCUGUGGCAGUAGUGUUAAUAUUUGUCUAGAUUUUACAUUAACAAAUUCCCAUAUUUGUAAUGUGAAUAUAAAUCAAGGUACUGUAGGAAGUAGCCUUACAGAAUAAGGCAUUUAUAUAGGCACUUGAAGAAGGGUGUAAGCGAGUGUGUUCAUAUGUAGCAUAUUGGGUACCUGUCAUAGCACUAAGUGGUGCCCGAUACCUGUAAAUUUACUAGCACUUUCAUAUUCAGGCCUCCUAGCCUUCUUUAUCAGAUUAGAAAUUUGCUAAAUUGGGGAGGAUAUAAAAACAACAAAAAAAGAAAUUCAGCUGGAAGGCAACUAGAAUGAUCUGGCAAUGGCUGGUUGUCACACAAAUGUGGUUGCCGUAUAGAAAACAUGGUGGCAUUUCCUUGCUGCUGAAAAUGGCAACUCCCUCUGGAUAUUUUCAAAGCUCUUGGUGUUCAAUUUGGAUGCUAGACAUUGUGUUGUACGCACUGAAAAUCAUUGAAGCAUGUAAAAUUGGACUUGAGGCUCUUACCCGAGUUACAUGAAUUUCAAGUAAUUGGUUGAUGUGUGUAUGGAUGAACCAUCUAUAUAUGCAACAAAAUAUUAAACACAAGUUGAGUUUCAUGUUGGGGAGUUGUAACUUAUUAGUGUAUGAGCUUGUAAUGAUUUAUUGCACCAUUUACAUUAUGUGAAAAUAUUAUUAAAUAGUGAGCAGAGGCCAGCUUCUGAAAUUCAGUGGAAACAAUAUAAAUUUAAAUUCUUGGUAGGUUCAUGAAACUAGCAAGCUGCAUGUAGUUGCAUCAAAGCACUCCAGGUUAUACAAGUAUAUAUAGGAAAAUAUACAUAUGGAUAGAUAUGAAAUGUUAAAUAGAAAAUAUAGCAUUGUUUGCCAGCUGCUACCAGUUUUCUUUGUUUUGUUUUUUUCAUUUCAAAAUUCUGACAAUUGAGUGGAAAAAAAGUGUACAAACCCAUUAAAGUAUCUGUUGUGGAUUUUACAUGUCAGCUGGCAAAAAAAAAAGUUGAAUAAAAUAAGCUAUUUUUUC